CAUCCAUCCAGCAAACGAAGAAGAAGCCGAUUCCACCAGUGACGUUCCCGAGCCUUGAUGACGACAGCGGGGAAGAAUGGCAAACGCGGGAAAUGAAAUCGCGUUUAAAAAGGAGACUAUUGCCAAACUGUUGACUCGCUCUUUUAAGGAGGACAAAACCAAAGUAAGUAGUGAUGCUGUCAUCCUCGUGACAGAGAUGCUGAAGGUGUUUGUUGAAGAGGCGACGCGCAGAGCUGUUAAACAGGCCAGCAUUGAAGACUGCGACACCGUCGAUAUUGAGCACUUUGAGAAGAUUCUGCCACAAUUGCUUCUUGACUUCUAGUCUCGCUGUGGAGACACCAGCAGAUGGCGACGCUACCCAGUUCUGCUAAACACUCAUCCUGGACUUCACUUUUGCAUAUUUACAGAAUUAUUUUGACUGUGUGUAUGUAUUAAAUGUAUGACUAAUAAAAUGCUUCAAUCUGUCA
Pimephales promelas (fathead minnow) is the source of this 467-nucleotide messenger RNA. It is a transcript of the gene cenpx, whose product is annotated as centromere protein X. Gene Ontology annotation, molecular function: protein heterodimerization activity. Lineage: Eukaryota; Metazoa; Chordata; Actinopteri; Cypriniformes; Leuciscidae. Gene Ontology annotation, biological process: kinetochore assembly; replication fork processing; resolution of meiotic recombination intermediates. The record is from RefSeq and is a predicted model, not a curated record. Gene Ontology annotation, cellular component: Fanconi anaemia nuclear complex; FANCM-MHF complex.